This is a messenger RNA of Sphenostylis stenocarpa, 732 nucleotides long. NCBI's taxonomy places the organism in Eukaryota, Viridiplantae, Streptophyta, Magnoliopsida, Fabales, Fabaceae. The record is from the annotation of a GenBank genome assembly.
AUGUUAGGGUUUUCAGGAAGCGUGUCUUUGAGGCUUGAGAGAGAGGCGCGGCUUGAUAUGGACGAGGCUUUUGACCACUCGAAUAAGUCAAUGCAGACACAACGAUACUACUACCACGUGUCGAGGAUGAAUAAUCAACACACCACGCUUGUGCCUGGUGAUACUUUCAAAUUGCACAUCAAAGUUUUAUAUCACUCAAUCCACACAACCCCAGAAGGGUUACAGCAUCGAUUUUCUCCAAGAUCCAUACCCUCCCAUGAUUUCUUCCAAGAGGGUCAAAAUUUCUUGCACUCACUGUUGUCAAGCACACGCUUCUCCAUUGAAUCUCUUGAGGAAAUAGCAGAGGGGGUUGUUUCUACUGUUCGAGAAUUGUUUCAUGUUGGUAGCGUUGAUGCUCUUCUUUCUUUGGAAUCUCAACAUCGAGUCAUCCCUUUAUCAGUGACCGUUAUAAUAUUGAAUUAUGAUGUGGAUGCAGCCAGGGAAGCGUCGAGGCAGUGGUCUAGAAUGAAUAAUGCAUCCAACGAAGCCAUGAUAAAGACCUUUCUGAAGAAAUGUACAGUUAUGAGAGGGAGUGAAGAUUGUUCUAUCUGCUUGGAUAGGUUGAAUAUCAAGGCUGAGUGCUACACAAUGCCAUGCCAUCAUGCAUUUCAUCUACCAUGUAUUCUCACAUGGCUCAAAACUCGUCCCCUGUGUCCCUUGUGUCGCUCCCCUUUGCCAACUCUUGAAAACUAG